Molecule: messenger RNA, 561 nt
Organism: Fraxinus pennsylvanica
Lineage: Eukaryota; Viridiplantae; Streptophyta; Magnoliopsida; Lamiales; Oleaceae
Source: the annotation of a GenBank genome assembly
AUGAAUAACAACAAAGUGAAAUUGAUGUGCAAUUAUGGAGGAAAGAUUCAGCCAAGGCCAUCGGACCAUCAACUCUCCUAUAUCGGAGGCGACAUCAAAAUCCUCACUGUCGAUUGUAACAUUAAGUUCUCCGAAAUGGCAGGAAAACUAAAUUCCCUCUGCAACAUCAAUGACAAUUCUGAGGUUUGCAUAAAGUACCAGUUGCCCGGCGAGGAUCUUGACUCGCUGGUCUCCUUAAUCAACGAUGAGGACGUCGAGCAAAUGAUGGUGGAGUACGACCGCAUGCUCACAAUUUCAACCAAACCCGUCCGACUCAGGCUUUUCGUCUUCGAUAUUUCAAGUCCUCGAAUCCCUACUGCGAAUUCAGGUUUGAAAAAAUCGGGUCCGGGCACGUCUCUGAACCCGGACUAUUUAUUUGGGUUUGAUAAGGAGUAUCAGCCGAGUAUUGGGCCUCCGGUAGAUAUUCUGCAAAUUCCGGGUAUGGUUUUGACCGGGAACUUCGGGGUGGAUGCAGGUGCCGAAAUUGAGGUGAAAAGAGAAAUGAAUAAUUCAGUAAUUUGA